CAUUAGAAAUUGUAGUCCAUUAUGGUUACAUCAACCACCGCCGUGCUCUGUCGUUUCUUCCUCUUCCUCUUCCUCCUCCCUCUCUCCAUUAACGCCGCCACCUUCCAGAUCAUCAACAACUGCUCUUUCACCGUUUGGGCCGCAUGGGCCACCACCGGCCCUCAGGCAGGCGGUGGUAGCCAGCUCAACUCAGGUCAGUCCUGGACCAUCGACAUCAACGCCGGCUCCACUGGCGGCCGCAUAUGGGCACGCACUGGGUGCUCCUCUGACGGCAGAGGCUGCCAGACCGGCGACUGCGGGGUGCUGCAGUGCCAGGGCUACGGCCGAGAGCCCAACACCCUCGCCGAGUUCUCCCUCAACCAGAGCAACAACCUCGACUUCUUCGACAUCUCCAACGUGGCCGGCUACAACGUGGGGAUAGACUUCAGCCCCACCACCGGCGGGUGCCGAGGGAUCCAGUGCUACGCCAACAUCGUGAGGGAGUGCCCGGCGGCGCUGAGGGCGCCGAGGGGCUGCAACGACCCCUGCACCGUGUUCGGGACGCCGCAGUACUGCUGCACCAAUGGACCGUGUGAGCCCACGGAUUUUUCAAGGUUCUUUAAGAAGCGGUGCCCGGACGCCUACAGCUACCCGCAGGACGAUCAGACCAGCACGUUUACCUGCCCUGGCGGCACCAGCUACAGAGUCACCUUCUGCCCCGGACACGUUCCUAAAAUCACGCAGGGCAACGAUAGCAAUAUUGUCAAUAUUGGCAAUAUUAAGCUCGUAGUUACUAUAAGAUUAAGCCAAUAAGUUUUACAAGGAUCUACUGGACACGUUUCUACGAUCAUGAUGAAUAAAAAAUAGUAUGCUGAAUUCAACGUAAGGUCUUCGCAGCGACCUUACGUGGAUUCGCUAAUAUGUUCGCUAA
Molecule: messenger RNA, 910 nt
Organism: Zingiber officinale
Lineage: Eukaryota; Viridiplantae; Streptophyta; Magnoliopsida; Zingiberales; Zingiberaceae
Product: protein P21-like
Exons: 1
Coding region: 22-792 (256 amino acids)
Biological process (GO): defense response
Cellular component (GO): extracellular region
Source: RefSeq, a predicted model, not a curated record